AUGAAUGUGAGCAGUGCCGAACAACAAGUACGUGAAGAUCCAUUCACUAUAAUAGCCGAGACAAGGAACACCCGGCCCCCUGCGGGAUACAGCUCCCGAACAGCGAGCGGGGUGGAUACACUGCGGACCGUUGGAGGAGCCUUAGCGGCGCCAGCUGAGAGUGCCAGCACGGUAGCGCCGGCGGCGGCGGUAGAAGGCAGCAUGUCCCCUACAUCACGGCCGAGCCACCGCGAGAUGCUUAUCCUGCCAGAAGAGCAGCCAUCGCAAUCACUGCCGCCACAGCUGCAGCCUCAGCAGCGGCCAUCGCAGUCUCAGGUACACACACCGGCACAGCAGGUGCAACCGGACGUGGCGCUGGCCGGCAUAGUGAUGUCGACUAUGCCGGUAGCGGAGGUGGCUGCCGUGCAGGCGCAGGCACCCGUGCUGGCCCUGUCUCAAUAUGAUUACACUGCCAACCCCACCACGCCGGGCGCGGCGGUAAGUGGCGGCAUUAUCAGCAUGAGUGGAGGGGAUGGAGGCAGUACUGAGCCCGGUGGCGGCGCCAGCCGCAGGGCCCUGUCCGUGGUCCCUCCCGGCGGCUUGGCGCCUGUAGCGGAUCUGCUGUUGGAUGCAGAGGCCUCUACCCUGGUACGGCAACUGGGGCUUGGCAGCUACGACGACGAUGCUGGCGGCAAUGUUAGUGAUGGCGAUGGUGGUGGUGGUGGUGGUGCUGCUGCUGCUGAUGAUGAUGAUGAUGACCGGGUGGCAGCGGAGGAGGAGGUUGGAGGUAGAGGCGGACUCCGCGGUCGCAAUAAUGGUUGCGGCACUGUGGCAAUAGCCGGUGGAGACUGCGGCGAAGUCCCUCAUGAAGGGCCGCUAAAGCGAGGGACCACACAGCCAACAGGACCAGCGCCAGCAGUGUCGGAAGGAGCUCAAUGGAGGACAGCCACAGGGCUGCCGUCAGCGGCGGCAGCCACGGCUGGGCCAGCAGCGGGAACAACUGGCACGGCGGCAGGUCCACGACGUCGGGCUCCCCCGGGCACACCCCGGCAGCCCCGACCGGAUGAGCUUGGGCGGACAGAGUACUUCUCCGCUUGCCCCACUCAAGGUCUGGAGUACCAGACUAUCCUGCGGGUCCAUAAGCGGGCUAUCUUGUGCGGCGCGGUACGGAAAUGCUCCAGGGGCGGCGGUGGCGGCGGCGGCAGCGGCUCCCGUGGACCUUCUUGGCUGUUGCUGAGUGGCGGCGAGGACGGCUACGUGUUGUGGGACCUGGGACGGUGCAGGCCUCUCCUGAUGUCUUUGGAGGAGGAGGCGGAGGGUGUGGGGCAAGUCGCGGAACAGGGACAGGGGGCCCAGCACCUACCUCGCCCACCUGGAGCCGUAAAUUGGGGUGCUGUAAAGCAGAUCUUAUCUGUGCGAAUGCGGGUGGGCGCGGCUGUAUCCGAUUCGGAUACAGGUCAGGAUCCAGGAUCUGGUGGAUUCGAUCAGGGGAACGUGGAACGGGUUCGCGACGGCGGAGGCGCGGGCGGUGGCGGUGGCCUCGGCAUGGAUGUGGGCGGUGACCACGGAGACGAGAUGGAUGAGCGUAUGGCAGCUGCAUGGCAGGGCGCGUCGUACCGCAACAUGAUUACGGCCGUUGCCUUUGUGUCAGAUCAUCGUUGGGCCACGUGUCACCCCGGGGGUGCUAUCCGCGUGUGGACUGCGGACACGUCGUACACUUCCGCCACGCUGGAGCGCACCCUGAAUGGCCACGUGGGCUACAUUAACAACAUCUCGUCGUACGGCGGUGGGCGUUACGCCAUCACCACGGGACUGGACACCACGGCCCGCAACUGGGACCUGUGGGAAGGUCGGCAGCUGUCCGUGUUCAAAGACCACGAAAAUGAGGUCACUGCUGUGGCGGUGAUGGAGAGUGGUCGUAUGGCCCUUACGGCGGCGGAGGUGGUGCCCGAGGUGGCGUCUGCGAUGCUGUGGGACCCCGCAUCGGGCAAGUUGCUCCACACGCUGUCGGGUCACCACGGCUGGCUUUUCGGUCUGGCGCUGAGUGAGCGCCGCAAGAUUGCUGUGGCCAUCGGGGAGCAUGCCACCCUGUUCAUCUGGAAUAUCGACACGGGUGACUUGCUGUUAGCUAAGGUGGUGGCAUCCGACGGACUACAGCGCUGGGCCUCAAUCAACAGCGACGGAAAUUUCCUGUGCUUCGGAUCCGCAGAAGGUGUCGUACGUGUUGUGGAGACAUACUACGGCUGCGAGCUGGCUCGUUUCGACUCCACUUGGGUAGACCCAGACUUCCAUUCCAUCAGCGCCUGCUUCUUUUGCGAUGACGAGCUGCAUGACGACCCAGAGCACUGGACCAACAAGUUCCUGUCGCUCCAGGGAGACUCGGACGUGAGCUGCCUCUUCCGGCCGCUAACCACGUCGCCCUCCAUGAGCCAUAACCCAGCAGGGAUGAGCAAUCAGAAACAGCUACAGCCCCAACCGUCUCAACCGCCAAUGGCGGGGGGCUUAUCGGCCCUGGCGACCCCAGGGGCUGUGUCCAUGUUGACGUCGGGAUGGGGGACCACGGGAAGGGGCCUGGGCCUGGGCCGAGGUCUUGGUCUAGGUCUGGGCGGCUUAGGUGUCAGUGUUGGCAGCGACGUCGGCGGCAGCAACAAGAGCAUGGUCCGAGCCAGGGUCCUCCACAGCGUCCGAGCAGCCGCGGCGCUGGCCGCUAUUGGUCGGGCCGCCGCUGCUGCGAGUAAUCAUGAGGCAGAUGAUGCAGAUCAGGGGUUUGACGCGUGGGGGCCCGGUGGUGGAGGUGCCGGCGGCGCUGGCGGUCAUCGCCCCGGAAGCGUGCUCGGAAUGGUGCCGGCAGUGGCGGGGAAUACGGCGUCUGUGGCGACGGGGUCGGUGUCGGUGAUGUCGGGGAACAGCGUCAUUGGUAUCCACCGGUCUGGCCCAAGCGGUAACCUUCAGGAGAUGUUGGGAAAAAGGGAUGCCACGGAAUUGGAGAUCUCGCCAUUCGGCCGCCGCAUAGUGUCCCUAUCCGGAGAUGGCACGGUCCGGGUAUGGAGUUUGCUUGGAGUGAGCGUGCGGCGGGAGCUACCUCGUCAUCCGGAGAUGGUGAAUGAGAUUACCAUUAGUCAGGAUCGAACCUUGGUGGCCACCGUCACAGAGAAUGAGGGUUGUCUGCGCCUGUUCUCCAUGGCCACCGGUCACCCCGUGGGAACAGUGGCGGCCCACGUGGGGUUUGACUGCGACGGUGUGGCGCUAUCGGAUGACGCAAGCCUGGUCUCCCACGACCCGUACACUAACUUGGCGGUAUUGGCUGGUACGGCAGUGACGUGUUCAGACGACACGACCAUCAAGAUUUGGGACCUCAGCGCUAAGGGGGGCCCCAGGCUGGUGCGGACGCUGUACGGCCAUGCGGGUGGUGUUACGGGGGUGUGCUGGGUGCCCGGUACCAGCAGAGUUCUGUCGGUGGGUGAAGACCGAUCCGUGUUGGAGUGGGAGGCCGGACCCACGGGUCGCAACAGCCCAGUCGCGAGAAUGGACCACGUGCAUGAGGAUGCUAUUACGGCAGUCGUGGUCAGUCCCGACGCCCGACGCGCCCUGACCUGUUCCAUGGACCGUACGGCACGGCUGUGGGAGCUGACUCCGUCGAUGGCACCGUCGCCACUGACCCAUGGGUCGAGCCGCAACGGCCCCAGCGGCGCGCGCGGCCGCGACAGGGCCCAGCCAGCACUGGCGCAUGCGGCCGCUGCCGCGGCGGCGGCCUUGCACGCCAGCCAAUCUACCAGCGGAGCGCCCCAUGCGCCAUCUCGGCCGGAGCUGCACCGUUUCAUGCACGAGAACAGUGUGACCCAUGGGUCAUUCUCCCCGGAUAGGCGCCACGUGGUUACUUGCGGAGCCGACUGUGCCGUACGGCUGUGGGACACGGACAACGGCAAGCAGUUGGUGUGUUUCGAGGGCCACACCCGCACUGUCACCCGCUGUGUCUACCUGAACAACUAUGUGGUGGCCACCACCAGCAGGGAUGGAACCAUACGCUGCUGGGAUAUGCAGCGCAAGCGGCGUCUGCCCACCUUGGCGCCCCCUUUCGCUUUGGAAAGCGAUUCCUUCGAGGCCAUGGUGCUGCUGCCCUCGCAACGGUGCGGAUACGGCUUCCCCGAGGUGCUGGCCUCCCUGGCCAGCGGUAGAGUGGUGGUGUACGACCCGACCUAUCGUCAGCCCCUGCCAGAGCAGUUGCUGCUACAGCUGAAUCCGGAUCUGGAAUUGCUGGGCCCUACAGACGUCGAGGACCUUGUCGUGGACUUCCCCGGACUGCUGGUGAUGCCCAUCAGAGACGGAAACACCAUGCUGCACAUGGUGGCUAUGUCCGGAGAUUCCGUACUGCUGCGAGCGCUGUUGUCAGGAACCUCUGGCGGAUUGGGGGGACCUGGCCGCGGGGGUAUAGGGGGCCUGGGAGCUGGCGGCGGCGCCGAUUUUUCCGGCGGUGGCGGCGGCGGCGGCAGCGGGGGUGUAGGCGCCCUGGGGGCCGGAAGCCUCGGCGGCGGCGGCAGGCUGUACGGCAAUGCUCCGCCGCUGCCGCUCAACUUUGGCGGCCAGACUCCGCUGGAUCUAGCAGUAGCAGCGGGACACCGUCGCUGUGCGGAGCUGCUGCUGAGUACGGAAUUGGCGAGGCCUCCAGAGCAGCGUCUGGCGGUGCUGAGGGCCUGGCACUCAUUGGCGGUCGAGAUGCCCUCACUGUUGGUGUCCUUCCUCAAGGCGCUCAGUUUGGAUCCCGCGGGGGGGCUGGAGGAGGACGUGCUGUUCGCACCCCUGAGGGCCAAUGACGAGGUCAUGACCCUUGGGUCGGAGGUACGGGUCCAGUCCAGACGGAAUUCAAAUGUUGGGGGGCCCUGCGGCCUCCCGCGUAACAAACGGUACGCAAGGUUGUGGCCGCUCCGCCAGCUGUGGGACUACCGGGAGAAGCCCACCUCCCCCGCCGUGGCGGGUUUGCCGUACGUCGCCAUGGCGGCACGCAAUAUGGAGCACAGCCCGCUGGGGGUGCUGGUACAGCAUGGACUCAGCCAGGCCCUAGCUAGUGAUGUAAUGUACGGGGUGCUGUUCUACAAGUGGGACACAUUUGCGCGAGCCAUUUUCGAGAGCCUUGUGUUCGUGGCUUUCCUGGCCCUGUAUCUGGUAGCCUCCGGCAUGAGCGUGAUUACGUCACCCCACGUGGAGUUUAACGAGCUGUACGACAUGAAGAAACCGUCCUGCGUGAUCCGCACGGUUUUGGAGGUGAUCAUCGCGCUGAUGGCGCUGCACGACAUUUACGGUGAAGUCACUGAGAUUAUGAACGCGGGCUGGUAUAUGUAUUUGGCGGGAAGCCAGGGCAGCUGGAACGGUUUGGAGAUGUCCUCCUGUCUCGGACUGCUGCUCACCUUCGGACUACAGGCAGGUUUGGAGGAGGGCCCGUGGGGAGGGGCCUUGGGCGGCUUUGAGGGUGGCAGUCGUUUCGCCAUGUCCCUCACCACCAUUCUGUUGGGUCUCCGUUUACUCAAGGUGGCGUCAGGGCCUGAGCAUACUGGCGUAUUCGUACAGGCCCUGCUCCGCAUCGUUUCCAACUUGCGCUUCUUCAUGUUGAUCCUGGUGGUGCUGGUGCUCACAUUCAGCAUCGCGUUCUGGCAGAUCAUGUCAUUCGAUUUGGCUCCGGGCGAGACCAACCGCAGAGGCAAGGAAUUUGACACGCUGGGAAAUUCCAUCGUAACCGCUUACGCGUUCGGAGUCAUCGGUCAGAUGGACCACACGGUAGCUACGGACUUUUCCUGGCGGCCAUGGAUGCAGGUCCUGAUGCUGACGUAUACCUUCCUCAUCACCGUCAUCCUGCUCAACUUGCUGGUGGCAGUCAUGAGUGACACUUACAGCGUUGUGAAGGAGCACGCCCGAUCCGAGUGGCUGCUGCUGAGGGCUAAGCUGAUUUUGGAGAUUGAGAGCAGCCUGCCGGAUGCGUUCUUCAAGGACAUGCAGAGGCGCGUAACGCCCAAAUGUUUUACUGUAGGGUUUGUGGAUACUUCGGGGGGUAGACGAGGAGACGAUACGCUUGUGGAGAGCCUCCGGGGCCCUCUGGCUCGGCACGCGCUGAACACCGAUUUAAGCAAGACCGAGGCACGAUUGGUGGAGGAACUCCGUGAGGUGCAGGACACACUCAAACUGCUUCACGCCGACGUCGGCAACAUGCGUACGGCCGUGGCGACGGUGGCGGCGACGACGUCGGCAGCAGCCGCUGCCGUUUCCUCCAACUGUCCUGGCUCCUCAGCAGCGGCAGGCACCCGGCCGCCAACAGCGGCUGCGGCUGCGGCGGCUGCAGCCGCCGCCGCGACUGCUGCUGCUAGCGUGGCUGCUGCUGCCGGCAGCGGCGGCGCCGGCGGCGGCCGCUCCUACAACCGCAAUUACAGCUCCAGCUUUAACUCCUCCGCCUUCACCUACUCCAGCCACCACCCGCCUGCAGGGCUGCAGCGCGCCACCACCCAGCCGGGUGGCUGGAGUGCCACCCAGCAGCCGCCCCAAACGCUAACCUUCAGUGUCCCGACGGCGUCCUUGGACGGGGACUCGCCGCCGCGGGGAGCUGGCGGCGGCGGCGGCGGCGGCGGUGGGAGCCCCCGACUCCAGGGAAUGCUCUCUGGUGGCCCUUGGCGUCAGGGGGGGUUCCUGUGA
Volvox carteri f. nagariensis is the source of this 6654-nucleotide messenger RNA. RefSeq lists its product as uncharacterized. The record is from RefSeq and is a predicted model, not a curated record. Gene Ontology annotation, biological process: transmembrane transport; monoatomic ion transport. Lineage: Eukaryota; Viridiplantae; Chlorophyta; Chlorophyceae; Chlamydomonadales; Volvocaceae. Gene Ontology annotation, cellular component: membrane. The coding region runs from base 1 to 6654 and encodes 2217 amino acids. The transcript is spliced from 44 exons. Gene Ontology annotation, molecular function: monoatomic ion channel activity; protein binding.